GAGGGCAGCGGGCCCGCGAAGAGCGCCCUGCGCCCCGGACAGGUAAGCCGGCCGGGCAGCCACCGCUAGAUGGAGACGAGAGGGCCGGACGUGCCUGUGGCUGGAGAGCAACUGGAGUUGCUGUCCCCUCCUCCUCCUCCUCCUGAAAAGUUAAGCUCACACGGAAAAAAGGACAGAGAACAAAGAUGGAUAUACAUAAUAUCAGUUGGAGCUGCCAUGGUGGCUAUACUUACUGCCUUCAUCAUCAUCUGGAUAGACUACCAAUUACAUAUUGCAGAAAUGGAGCUGCAAAGACACAAUUGCGUUUGUCCUCCAGUGUUUUCUGGCCCAGCGUGCCCAGAUGAUUGGAUUGGGUAUCAAGGGAAAUGCUACUAUUUUUCAGAUGUAAACAAAGAUUGGCACUUCAGCCUGAAUGCCUGUUCUUCUCAGAACGCCUCUUUACUCACUUUCAGUCAUGAUAAAGAAAAGGAUUUUGUGAUGCGUUUUCAACACAAACAAUCAACAUGGCUUGGUCUUUCGAAAGGUCCAGACCAGCUCUGGAGAUGGACAAAUGGGGGAAACUCAACUGUUCCGGUGGUGACUGGCGAAGGAGAUUGUGCUUAUUUAAAUAAAGAUGGUGGUGCCACUGGUGCGAGGUGCACCACAGAACUGAUUUGGAUUUGUGUCAAGCCUGAUAUAUUUAAUAGACAAAAUGGAACACAGUGAUCUGCACGGUAUCCUGCAAACCUCUUUUGCUAAGAUGUUCAGAAAAACAUUUGUUUUUCUGUGGUAAGAAUGUUAUCUAUAUGGAUGGUGACUUGAGAAUGUGAAGCAGAGGUCAGGGGCUUCCUGAUGCUUGGUUUCCUGCUUUAGCCAUUGAGCCAUGGCCUGAUCUGACACUUCCUGCUUGAAAAGGGAGGAGGGAAAGCUCAGUAUUGAAUUCAUGAGAGACAAGAGCUCAGCUUUGGGAUUUUAUUUGAGUUUUUGGAAUACAGGCCCAGAAAUACCUCAAGCACCAAGGCCUGUAACUAGGGUGUUCUUGGAAGUACAUUCUCCCCUCUAAAAAUGUUUACCUCUGUGUCAACUACACUGUUUACUUCGUUUCGUCGUUUAGUCGUGUCCGACUCUUCAUGACCCCAUGGACUAGAGCACGCCAG
Pogona vitticeps (central bearded dragon) is the source of this 1136-nucleotide messenger RNA. The record is from RefSeq and is a predicted model, not a curated record. Lineage: Eukaryota; Metazoa; Chordata; Lepidosauria; Squamata; Agamidae.